UCGAUUCCUCUUUCUGUCUGUCCGAAACCUUGAUUGUGAUUUUGAUGCACAAAAAACCUUCAAUUUAAAUCCUCCCAAUUUCUAAUUAAUUAAUCUGUACACAUUUGUAAUAAAAAAAAAAUUGAAAUGGGAAAAAAGAAUAAUAAUAAGAAGAAUAGUGAUGGGGGAGGUGGAGAGAUAACAAUGGGGAAUUAUAAGAAAUAUGGAGUACCUUUUUAUGGUGCUUCUUUUGUUCCUCAUAAUGUUUUCAGAUCCACACAACAACAAAAACAAAUAAAUAAUAAUAAUCAAGAGAAUUAUGAAGAAGAGAAUGAGGGAUGUAAUAAGGGAAGUGAGUAUGUGAUAUUUGGUGGUGGUGGUGGUGAAGGUCGUAGUGGAAUCCCUAAUGCACUUGUCGUUUCGCUAUUCGAUCGUGCUUCCAAUUCCCUAUCCGAUCAGCCUGUAAGCAAGUUCGAAACUGGUGAUGAUCUUCCUUAUAGGAUGGCUGUUCAUCCAGCAGGCGAGGGUGUCAUAUGCUCAUUGCCAAAGAGUUGCAGGUGGUUUGAAUGGGAAAGAAUCAAGAAAGAAGAUGUCUUCACGAUAGGCUUAAAGCAGUCUGAGAAAGUCCUUUACGACCUGGAACAUAUUGGACAGCAGUUGGCAGUUAAUUUUAGCCGUGAUGGUUCUUUACUGGCGCUAGGUGGUGAGGAUGGGAAGUUGCGGGCAUACAAGUGGCCCAGUAUGGAAUCACUUGUUGAUGUACCAGACGCACAUGCCUCUGUCAAGAAUUUAGAUUUCAGCCCUGAUGGGAAAUUUCUUGUAUCUGUGGGAAGUGGUGGCCCUGGUAGAGUUUGGGAUAUUUCAUCAUCAACACUCAAAGCUUCAUUACCAAAAGAAAAUGAUGAGGUUUUCGGAUUUUGUAGGUUUUCACAAAACAGUGUGAAUGAUCCCGUUCUAUAUGUCACUGCAAUGCGAGAUCGGGGUGGAAGUAUUGUGAAGUGGAACACCACAUCAUGGAAGCGGAUAAGUUCAAAACAUAUUGUUCGAGAUCCCAUUUCUGCCUUUAAUGUAUCAGAUGAUGGGAAAUUUCUUGCCAUUGGUACAAUCCAGGGAGACAUACUUAUUUUGAGUGCUAGCAAUAUGAAGGUGCAGACAGUAGUCAAGAAGGCACAUCUGGGCCUUGUAACAACCCUAGCAUUCUCACAAGAUGCAAGAGCGUUGACAUCUGCAUCUCUGGAUUCAAGUGCAAGGGUGACCCAGUUUGAAGAAAUUAAGGAAAAGGGAUUUAACUACUGGAUCAUAUUGUUAUUCAUCUUACUUGCAGCAGCAUUAUAUUAUGCCAGAACUGAAGGCUUUCUUAUCUAGAACAUCUGAACCUUUACUUUCAACUAUCCGAAACAAAAUUUCUCGCUUGUACCCUUUCACUUGACUAAAACCUUGGUAACUAUACCCAUACUGUAGGGCAUGGGAUGUGCUGAAUUUCAGCUGUAUGGUCCUAGCUGGCUAGCCUUUAAUGAUUGCUUAUAUUAUGUCAGAAAGUACCUAUACCAUUAAUAGUGUAUAUACAUAGAUUGUGACAAGUUUCAUAUGUGAUUUGAAUCCUAUUUUCAAGUUAUACAACAAUCUUUUUGUCA
Molecule: messenger RNA, 1613 nt
Organism: Erigeron canadensis
Lineage: Eukaryota; Viridiplantae; Streptophyta; Magnoliopsida; Asterales; Asteraceae
Product: SEC12-like protein 2
Exons: 10
Coding region: 127-1344 (405 amino acids)
Biological process (GO): protein secretion
Cellular component (GO): endoplasmic reticulum membrane
Molecular function (GO): GTPase activator activity; protein binding; guanyl-nucleotide exchange factor activity
Source: RefSeq, a predicted model, not a curated record